AUGCAGCACGGGAGCGGCGACUACGCGUCCUCCGCCCCCUCCGGCCACUACUACCAGCACCAGUACGCGCCUCCCGGCUCGAACCCCUAUCCAGCCGCCACCGAUGCCCCGGCGCCGGGUGCAGUGGCAGGGGGCUACGCCUCUGCGCCACCCUACUCUCUCGGCAGCGGCUACCCCGACCAGCCGCCCUCCGCCCCAACCUACUCGCAACCACCCUCCGCCCCGGCAUACGCGCAGCCGCCGCCCCAGCCCCAGCACGGCGCCGGGUACCCGCCCUACAACACCAACCCCACGACCUACCCGCCGGAGGCGUACUACACCUACACGCCGCCGCCCACCCAGACCACGGCCCCGCCGCCUCCGGAGCCCAACCCCGUGCCGCUGCCCUACGACGCCCCGUACUACGGGGGCGGGUACCAGCCGCCGGCCGCGGGGUACGACAACGAGGAUUACCUGAACGAGGGCACGUACGCGUACAGCGGCGGCGGUGGCUCGGAGCCGUACGGGGUGCGCGGCACGGCCCCUGCGCGGUCGGGAUCCGCGCUGUUUGAUGACUAUGGAAGGUCGAUCAGUGCUCCAUCUGAUGACUAUGGGCGGUCGAUCAGUGCCCCAUCUGGAUGGGAGGAGCAAUCGUGGGGCAGUGGUGGCGGUGGCGGUGGCGGAGGGGGUGGGAGCUACGGGGUGAUCGCAAAGGCCCUUCCAAAGGCCGAAACACAUGAGGAUGCGAGUGGUGGUGCACAGAAGUUUCGGGUUAAGCUGCUGCCAGAGGGUGCUGGGAACCCUACUGAUGUGCUUUGCCAGAUUGGUCUCGAUGGAAUUCGCAUGCUUGAUCCGAGUACAAGCAGGACCCUAAGGAUUUAUCCGCUUGAUUCACUGACAAGAUGGGAGGUUUUGGAUGCAACUAUAUUUGCAUUCUGGGCGAAGACAUCAGUGGAUGUUGAACCAAAGAUAAUUAGGCUGAAGUCAAGCAGUUAUACUUCCAAUACUAUGCUUGACACUGUGACAGCAGCAACAGUGCAGUUUAAGGAGAUAGGUGGAGAUGCAAGAAGCAAAGGAGCAGUGGAAACUGGCAAACCUUCAGUACAAUCAAAUGAGAAAAAGAAAGGUUUUGAUUGGAUGUUUACAAAACCUGUUGAUGAAGUGAAAGACCAUUGGGUCCCAGAUGAGGUUGCCAAGAAGUGCCACUCGUGUGCCGUUGAUUUUAGCCCUUUCAAUCGCAGGCAUCAUUGUCGGAACUGUGGUGAAAUCUUUUGUGACAAAUGCAGUCAGGGAAGAAUUGCUCUGACAGCUGAGGAUAAUGCUCCACUUGUCAGAGUUUGUGAUAGAUGCAUGGCCGAGGUCACUCAAAGGCUUAGCAUUGCUACGGAAGCUGCCAACAGAUCUGCAAUUGUGCAAAGUCAUGAAGAUCUUGCAAGAAAACUGAAGGAGGAAAUGGAGAAAAACCGCAAGUCUUCAGGUCCAGCAUCUGGUGGUGGUGCAUCUGGUACCAGAAUGAGGGAAGUCGCGUGCCCUACCUGCACAGUCCAUCUUCAGGUUCAGGUUCCAACAUCUGGCUCAGAGACAGUAGAGUGUGGAGUGUGCCAGCAUGCCUUCCUUGUCAGCGCCAAUUGA
Molecule: messenger RNA, 1611 nt
Organism: Miscanthus lutarioriparius
Lineage: Eukaryota; Viridiplantae; Streptophyta; Magnoliopsida; Poales; Poaceae
Source: the annotation of a GenBank genome assembly